CGUUGUCCAUGUUUUCUACAGUCAUUAGAUCAAACAGUAACAGACACCAGGACUGAUAAGGAGAAUGAGCAGCUACUUUUCUGCAGAUGUUAUCUCCACACAGGAAGCUGGGAAGCGUCUCAAAGUCGAUCUGAGGUGAGAGCUCUACUAUGGAACAGUGUGAGCACAGAGAGGAGGGAAUCCCUCCGUCUGAGUCCACUCUGUGUGGGGAACAUGAGAGCCAGACCAAAGCUCGGGGCGCAAAGAAGAGGCCCAGCUCAAACUCUGAACCUGAGCCCGAGCCCAGCUCUGUCUCCAUGAGCAGUGAUCAGUCCAAGGAACCUCCUCUUGUUUUUAAACGACAGCAUUCUUUUGAAAACCAAUUUUUGCAGAGCUCAGAGACUCCCAGUGGUCAGUCUGACCCUUGUCAUCAAACAAAUCUGGACUCCAUAUUUACGCUGCUGGAGGAAAACAUUGUCCGCUUUGUGAAGAAUGAGCUGAAGAAGAUCAAGAAAGUCCUGAAUCCAAAUUGCUCACAGUACUCAGAGAGUCAGGAGGAAGAAGAUGUGUUGGAGGGUGAGGAUGAAGAUCAAAUGAAGUGCAACCAAGACUCAUUUAUAAAGAUCACGCUGCACUUCCUGAGGAGACUGAAGCAGGAGGAGCUGGCUGACCGUCUGCAGAGCAGAAAUCCUGAUGCUGCAGAGUUUCGCCAAAAACACAAGACUCGCCUAAAGAGGAAGUUCCAGUGUGUGUUUGAGGGGAUCGCUAAAGCAGGAAACCCAACCCUUCUGAAUCAGAUCUACACAGAGCUCUACAUCACAGAGGGAGGGACUGCAGAGGUCAAUGAUGAACAUGAGGUCAGACAGAUUGAAACAGCAUCCAGGAAACCAAACAGACCAGAAACGAUAAUCAGACAAGAAGACAUCUUUACAGUCUCACCUGGAAGAGAUGAACCAAUCAGAACAGUGGUGACAAAGGGAGUGGCUGGCAUUGGGAAAACAGUCCUAACACAGAAGUUCACUCUGGACUGGGCUGAAGACAAAGCCAACCAGGACAUCAAGUUCAUGUUUCCAUUCACUUUCAGAGAGCUGAAUGUGCUGAAAAAGGAAAAGUUCAGCUUGGUGGAACUUGUUCAUCACUUCUUUACUGAAACCAAAGAAGCAGGAAUCUGCAGCUUUGAAGACCUCCAGGUUGUGUUCAUCUUUGAUGGUCUGGAUGAGUGUCGACUUCCUCUGGACUUCCACAAAACUACAAUUUUGACUGAUGUUACAGAGUCCACCUCAGUGGAUGUGCUGCUGAUAAACCUCAUCAGGGGGAAACUGCUUCCUUCUGCCCUCAUCUGGAUAACCACACGACCUGCAGCGGCCAAUCAGAUCCCUCCUUCAUGUGUUGACAUGGUGACAGAGGUCAGAGGGUUCACUAACCCACAGAAGGAGGAGUAUUUCAGGAAGAGAUUCAGAGAUAAGAAGCAGGCCAGCAGGAUCUUCUCCCACAUCAAGUCAUCACGAAGCCUCCACAUCAUGUGCCACAUCCCAGUUUUCUGCUGGAUCACUGCUACAGUUCUGGAGGAUGUGCUGAAAACCAGUGAGGAAGGUGAGUUGCCCAAGACCCUGACUGAGAUGUACAUCCACUUCCUGGUGCUUCAAACCAAAGUGAAGAUGGUCAAGUAUGAUGGAGGAGCUGAGACAGAUCCACACUGGAGUCUAGAGAGCAGGAAGAUGAUUGAAUCUCUGGGAAAACUGGCUUUUGAUCAGCUGCAGAAAGGAAAUCUGAUCUUCUAUGAAUCAGACCUGACAGAGUGUGAUAUUGACAUCAGAGCAGCCUCAUUGUACUCAGGAGUGUUCACACAGAUCUUUAAAGAAGAGAGAGGACUGUACCAGGACAAGGCGUUCUGCUUCAUCCAUCUGAGUGUUCAGGAGUUUCUGGCUGCUCUUCAUGUCCAUCUGACCUUCAUCAACUCUGGAGUCAACCUGCUGGAAGAUCAACAGGCAACAUCUUAUUUGCCUGAAAUGUUUACAGAAAUACAUGAACUAAAAUAUCUCUUACAGAGUGCUGUGGAUAAGGCCUUGGAGAGUCCAAAUGGACACCUGGACUUGUUCCUCCGCUUCCUCCUGGGUCUUUCACUGCAGACCAAUCAGACUCUCCUACGAGGCUUGCUGACACAGACGGGAAGUAACUCACAGGACACAGCCCAGUACAUCAAGAAGAUGAUCAGUGAGAAUCUUUCUGCAGAGAAAAGCAUUAAUCUGUUCCAUUGUCUGAAUGAACUGAACGAUCGUUCUCUAGUGGAGGAGAUCCAACAGUCCAUAAGAUCUGGUAGUCUUUCUACAAAUGAACUGUCUCCAUCUCAGUGGUCAGCUGUGGUCUUCAUCUUACUGUCAUCAGAAGAAGAUCUGGAUGGAUUUGACCUGAAAAAAUACUCUUCUUCAGAGGAGGCUCUUCUGAGGCUGCUGCCAGUGGUCAAAGCCUCCAACAAAGCUCUGCUCAGCUGUUGUAAUCUCUCAGAAAGAAGCUGUAAAGCUUUGUCAUCAGUUCUCCGCUCCCAGUCCUGUAGGCUGACUGAGCUAGACCUGAGUAACAACAAACUGCAGGAUUUAGGAGCGAAGCAGCUGUGUACUGGGCUGGAAAAUCCACAUUGCAAACUGAAAAUUCUCAGGCUCUCAGGUUGUAUGAUCACAGCGGAAGGUUGUGUUGCUUUGGCCUCAGCUAUGAGGGGCAACCCCUACCAUCUGACAGAGUUGGACCUGAGCUACAACCAUCUAGGAGACUUUGGAGUGAGGCUGCUAUCGGCUAGACUGAGAGACCCGCUCUCCACACUUGAAACUCUCAGGGUGGACCAUAGUGGUGAACAGUGGUUAAAACCUGGUCUGAGGAAGUAUGUCUGUGAUCUUGAACUGGACACAAACUCAAUAAACAUAAACCUUAAACUUUCUGAAGACAACAAGAUGGUGACAGUUGUGGAGGAGGAGCAACCAUAUCCUGAUCAUCCAGACAGAUUUGGUUGGUGGCAGCUGCUGUGUAGAAACGGUCUGACUGGUUGUUGUUACUGGGAGGUUGAAUGGAAAGGAAGAGUUCACAUAUCUAUUAGUUACAGAGGAAUCAGAAGGAGAGGACACAGAACUGACUGCAGGUUUGGAGAGAAUGAUCGGUCAUGGAGUCUGAGCUGCUCUGAUACUGUUGGUUACUCCGUCUGGCACAAUAACACAGUUACAACCAUCUCCUUCUCCUCGCCCUCCUUAUCCUCCAUGUCUAACAGAGUAGCAGUGUACGUGGACUGUCCUGCUGGGACUCUGUCGUUCUACAGAGUCUCCUCUGACACUCUGAUCCACCUCCACACAGUCAACACAACAUUCACUGAACCUGUGUAUCCUGGGUUUGGAUUCUGGUCUUAUGGUUCCACAUUGUCUCUGUGUUCUUUGAAGAAUGAAGAAGAAGAAAACCCUUUGGACAUUUAGACACAAUCUCAAAGUCUGUAAUAGAAAUGUCAAACAUUCAAAUCAUUGAUUGUGAUUUAAUGCUGUCUUAUAAGCAGAAGUAGCUGAACAAAUGUUUUUACAGAUUUGGUAUCAGGACACCAAAUAUAUAAAGCCGUGAAGGUUAAUAGUUAAACUGAGUUUUUUAAAUUUAUUAUUCUGCUUUUUUUUUUGUGUCAAACACAUUUGGUUUACCAAGAGGAGAGACAUAGACUCUCUACAGGAUCCUCUUGUUACUUUCUUAAAUUUAGAUAUGCAUUUAUUUUAUUGUAUUACUCAUAAUAUUAUCUGUGUCGUUAUGAUAGGGCUGAUGGGCUGAUUUUUAAAAAUUAAACAUGUGCUGCACAUGAAUAGUGCAAAUAAAAGACUGAAUCUU
Haplochromis burtoni (Burton's mouthbrooder) is the source of this 3828-nucleotide messenger RNA. Its product is annotated as NLR family CARD domain-containing protein 3. The record is from RefSeq and is a predicted model, not a curated record. Bases 150 to 3434 code for a protein of 1094 amino acids. Lineage: Eukaryota; Metazoa; Chordata; Actinopteri; Cichliformes; Cichlidae. Gene Ontology annotation, molecular function: protein binding. The transcript has 10 exons.